Molecule: messenger RNA, 282 nt
Organism: Penicillium psychrosexuale
Lineage: Eukaryota; Fungi; Ascomycota; Eurotiomycetes; Eurotiales; Aspergillaceae
Exons: 1
Coding region: 1-282 (93 amino acids)
Source: RefSeq, a predicted model, not a curated record
AUGGCUGAUGCUUCGGCUUCUAAGUUAUAUGAGUCUAGCCCACCUGCACGUACAUUGGUGAUGCUAGUCAUGUCCCCGCCUAUUGGCCUGACCGUCGGCCCCUCGAACCGCUUCUACUCUCGGGAAUACGUAACAGCCUCCGGUCCAAAUGUACUCCGUAGGGGGAGCAAGAUUGCGCAAGGUCCUAGCCGGAUUGGAGAUCGUUCUGCCGACCCCGGGCAUGGGACGGGCGAAGUGAUUCGCAGGGUCAUCCGAAUUUCGGCGCUUGAUGUGACUCUAUGA